Kwoniella shivajii is the source of this 1755-nucleotide messenger RNA. RefSeq lists its product as uncharacterized. The record is from RefSeq and is a predicted model, not a curated record. Gene Ontology annotation, molecular function: ubiquitin binding. Gene Ontology annotation, cellular component: endoplasmic reticulum. The coding region runs from base 1 to 1755 and encodes 584 amino acids. The transcript has 4 exons. Lineage: Eukaryota; Fungi; Basidiomycota; Tremellomycetes; Tremellales; Cryptococcaceae.
AUGUCACUCAGUGCAUCGCAGCAAGAUGCGCUAGAGCAAUUACUGGCUGUGACAGCUUCUAACACUCCUGGAGCUCGGGAGAGGGAUGAGCGAUUACUAAGGGAGAAUGGGUGGAAUGUUCAGGUUACAGUCGAGCAGAUAUUUUCGUUAGGAUCAACAGCUUCAGAAGUACCUAAUGAUGUAUCAGCUUCGAAUUCAAGCUCGGCUCGAUCAUCUACGAGCAAUCCAAGAUCAAUACCAGCACGAUUUGAUGUUGAUGAUCAGAACCAAGAUCAAGAUCAAGAUCAUGAACUACUCUUACCUAGACAACCGGUCGGUUCGAGGAGAUUAUCAGGUUCACAAAGAUCACCUAGAUCGUCUCCUGGCACUUCGGGUGUAGGAUUGGGAUUAGGAUCAGGAUCAGGUUUAUGGGGAUUGAUCACUUGGCCCAUCUCGAUGGUCUUGGGACUAGUAGGUAAUAUGUGGUAUUUCAUCAUUCGAACUUUUAUACCAUUAUCUUUUUUACGUAGAUUACCUUCAUUCCUCUUACCUCCCUCAUCAUCAUCUAACAACUCCAACUCUGGGUCCAACUCGCAUUUAAGGACAAGACAAGAUCCUACCACCACAUCCUUAAGGUUCAUAAGAGAAUUAGAGAUAUUCACUAGAUGUUCAAACUCGACAGGUACAUUACCUGAUUUCUACAUUGGUCCAUAUAGAGAAUUUAUCAAUCAUAUAAAGAAAGAAGGUAAAUUGGGUCUAGUAGUCAUCGUCAGUGGUGAACAUGAAAAUGACGAAGAAUUCAAAAGAGAUAUUUUAUGUGAUGAGGAAUUCAUUCAAAUUAUAAAAGAAAAAGAAGUGAUUAUUUGGGGUUCUGAUAUCUCAACUAGAGAAGGAUAUCAAGUCGCUCAAACAUUAUUGCUCACUACGUAUCCGUCAUUAACAUUCAUCUCGUUACUUCCUGUACCCAAUUCAUCCACGCCAAAAUUGACCAUCCUGUCCAAUUUAUCCGGUUCACCUUCAACCACAACCAGUACAUCCAACAUCAUACAAACGUUGACCACAUCGAUCUUACCUCGAGUCACACCAUUUUUGAACAGAUUGAAAAGGGAAAGAUUAUCUUUGGAAGAAGCGAGACAUUUGAGAGCCGAACAAGAUAAAGCAUUCAAAGAAGCUGAAAGAAAAGACAAAGAGAAAGCUCAAAUACAAAAACAAAAAGAACAAUUAGAAAAAAUACAAAAUGAUAGAAUUGAAAAACAACAAAAUGAAUUGAAAAAAUAUAAUGAAAACUUGAAAUAUUGGAGAAGAUACGCUAGGAGAUGUUUAUUACCCACUUUUACUACCACUUCUACAGGAUCAGGAUCAGGAUCAGGUUCAGGUUCAGGUCUGAAAGAGGAGAGUGUAAGAGUAGCUUUAAGAACACCUUUAUCAUCAGAAAGACAUAUUAAACAAUUUAAAAUAUCAAAUUCAACGAUACCAUUAUUCAUUUUCGCUGAAACACUUUUAAUACCCUCUGAAGAUCUACCUGAAGACGAUCCUGAUACACCACUACCACCACCACCAUCAUCAGAAGAUGAAUUUGCAUUUGAACCAAAAUGGGAAUUUAGAUUAGUCACUUCUUUCCCUAGAAAAGAGAUUGAUCCUACCGAUAUACACGGUGAAGACUUUUGGAAUAUAAUCAAGAAUGCCGGCGGAGCUUUAUUCGUAGAAAGGAAAGAAGGUAGUUCUUGGGGUUUGGUAGAAGGUGAAGAUAGUGAUGAAGAGAUUAUUGACGAUUAG